AUUGCACACACGUUUGACAGCAAACCAGAUCAUACAGUUCGAUAUCCUAUUAGACAUUUGUUUGACAGCAAACCUGAUCAUAUAUUUCACAGCAAACCAGAUUAUACAGUUUGGAAUCCUAUUAGACAUAAGUUUGACAGCAAACCAGAUCAUACUGUUUGCAAUCCUAUUAGACAUCAGAUUGACAGCAAAGGAUACUAUGCAGCUUGA
This is a messenger RNA of Lottia gigantea (owl limpet), 210 nucleotides long. RefSeq lists its product as hypothetical. Lineage: Eukaryota; Metazoa; Mollusca; Gastropoda; Lottiidae. The annotation marks the transcript as partial. The record is from RefSeq and is a predicted model, not a curated record. The transcript is spliced from 2 exons.